Molecule: messenger RNA, 1770 nt
Organism: Symbiodinium natans
Lineage: Eukaryota; Dinophyceae; Suessiales; Symbiodiniaceae
Source: the annotation of a GenBank genome assembly
AUGGCCUGGUCUGCGCCCUGGAACCUGGCCCUCCCAACGCUCCCAAGUGGGCCUUGCUGUGGCCUUGGCUGUGGCCUGACGGGCACGGCAUGGCGUCAUGGUGGCAUCCCGCAUCCAGCAAGACAGGCCCUUGACAAGGCAUCCAAAUGUACAGCUCCUGCGGUUGCAGCGGCGCUUUACAUGAGGGCCAGUCAGCGCAGGACGAGGUCCAGGAGCCUCUGCUGGUGCCUCCAGUCUGCAGCAAUCGUUGACUGUGGCACCAAGGGCCAAGGCGUUUUGGCCACACAGGACAUCCGGCCUGGGGAGAGGCUUUUGUGUGAAGUGCCUCUCAUGAGAUUGACAGUGACUGGACGUGAUACCACGUGGUACGACGAUGCGGAGGAGCAGUUCGAGAGGUCCUCACGAGAUGUUCAAGAGCGGAUCUUCUGCUUGGCGGACACCUUCUCCGAUGCCCCGAAGUCACUGUUGGGAAUCUUGAGGACCAACCUUUUCUCCGCAGAUGAGUCAGAUGAUGUCCUUCUGUGUGACAUCGCAAGCCGCUUCAACCACUCCUGCAAUGCAAACUGCGAACAGGUUUGGAACAAGGAGACGGGGCACAUGGAGGUUCGCUCUUGCACAGACAUUCUGGCAGGACAAGAAUUGUGCGUUCGCUACAUUGACAUUCGCGGAACCUUGAGCUAUCGUCAGUACUUGCUGAAGAAGAUGUUCGGCUUCGACUGCGCUUGCCAGGUUUGUGCCAGUGGCAUUGAUGAGCGAAGUGACUCCCGGCGUAGUGAGAUGGCCUGCCUUUCUGAUGUUCUGGACCACGUGGAGCCGGGCAAAGAGGAGGUUUCAACCCGCACUCUGCUGAGACAGGUGAAGCGUCUGCUGGUCCUUUAUGACGAAGAGGGCUUGCAUGAUCAGAGCAGCCGACUGUUGGCCUUCGAAGCAGCUGCGGCUCUGGAAGAGCAUCGAGGCAACACGGCUGGCUUGCUCCGGUGGCUUCAAAGGGCAUUGCGAUGUUCAGAGCUGAUCAGAGGAAGUGAACAUCCAGCCACCCGUCAGCUGCGCGCCAGGGAACUACAAACUCGGUCAGUUUUGGCGAAGGCAGCAGAAACGCAGAACCCUUUGAUUGAGUCCUUCUACGCAGGCGCGGCAACCUUUCAGCAGACCAAAGGGCUUCUCAAGCGUGAGUAUUACGAUGGAGUCUACCAGGUCCUUCCGUACUACACGGCCUACUACAUGGGCUUCCUCGCCAUGCAGGUACCGUGGACGCUCGCAUGGGCGACACCGCUAUACUUGCUCAUCGGGCUACCACUGGAUGCAUACCGCUUUGGCGUGUUCGUGCUGACGACCUUCUUGGUGCUUCUGUUUGCCUGUGUAGCUGGCUCUGCGGUUGGGGCCCAGACGCGCGACGCAGAUGGCAACAGGGCAGUCCUGAUGCCGCUCAUCAUCCCGGCGACUUUAUUUUCAGGAUACGUCAUUCCUUUUGACCAAAUUCCAAAAAUCUGGCUGCCUUUCUACUACAUGUCGCCGAUCAUGUGGGCUAUGAGCAUCUUUGAGACGAGCCUCUACGAGGGAGUCGUUUUUGAGGACUGCAAUCCACACAUGCCAAUGUGGAGACGGAGGUGCUUUGCCACAGGCGAGGAGUACCUCGAGCACGCCACCUGCGAGGCAGCGCAGAAGCUUGGAGUGUCGGGAAUGCUUGCAGUGUGCGCAAUCUACCUCCUUCUCGGCCUGCUUCUGAACGUUCGCAUGAUCCGUCGGGCAGUCCUGGACGGAAAUGUCUGA